CACUAAUUACGGUAUAGCGCUAACAUCACAUCGUAGCGGACGCCGCAACUCGAGAUAGCACGUUACUUGCACAGUCCUGUCAACCAGCCAUUGGAUCCACUGUAAUUUGGCCCGAUUAAGUGUGAAACCCAGUCUUAAUCCUCUGGUCGUGAAGUGGAUUUUCCGAGCAAUUCUGAUCCAAACACACAAAGCAACUAUGGGUAUCAUUCGGACAGCCGUGACAGCGGGCCUUUGGGGCGUUACCGGAGGUGUGGCCAGCGUCGGCGUGGGAAUGGCUUAUCUGGCGUCCAGCACAGCAAUCGUUGAUCUGAGCAAGACCGACCCCUGGUUCAAGACCAAGACGUACGCCAAGUACAACCCCAAGGGCAACCCGGCCCUCGUGGACGACUGCAUCAAGCGCGUCCCCCUGCACAAGAUCCGUCCCGACCUGCGCGACGACGAGGAGGCCCUGACGCUGGAGUUCUGCCGCGGCGUUUGGAGCCGAUGGGGCUUCUGGACCCAUAGCAAGCUGCAGGAGCGUUAUGACAACCCGGGUCCCGCUGCGGCGGACAACCUCUGGAACACAUCGCAAUUGGCCGUCGCAAAGUAUGAGAAAGGCAUGAAGUUCUCCAACCACUUCGAGGUCGUCGAGAACGCAGGAAACGAGGUGACUGUCCGAUGCGGUGGUACUCCGCUAAAUCCUGGACUGAGGGACUCGGAUGGACUGAUCCUCCUCAGCGCACGUAUCGACCGUGAGAAGCAGGAGGCCGUCUUCAGCUUCAAGUCGGCCCUCUUCAACAGCGCUGGCGUAUUUGCUCCAGGUACGGAGCACUCGGUCCCAUCAACCAUCACGUUCUUACACAGGUUGUACGUCCGGAUUCUGACGCAGGCUGCUUAUGGAAAUGUCAAAGCAUAGAUUAAAGUGUAGAGAGUAAAUUGUUCUUUAUCGAGCAGCUUGGGCUCCCUCGUAUAUAUAGCUUCAUAUGUUCAAAUAGACAAAUCCAUGACACGGUGGCCGGAUUUAUCGUAUCUCGG
This is a messenger RNA of Truncatella angustata, 1014 nucleotides long. RefSeq lists its product as uncharacterized. The record is from RefSeq and is a predicted model, not a curated record. NCBI's taxonomy places the organism in Eukaryota, Fungi, Ascomycota, Sordariomycetes, Amphisphaeriales, Sporocadaceae. The transcript has 2 exons. The coding region runs from base 197 to 895 and encodes 232 amino acids.